This is a messenger RNA of Apaloderma vittatum (bar-tailed trogon), 528 nucleotides long. RefSeq names its product scale keratin-like. The record is from RefSeq and is a predicted model, not a curated record. Gene Ontology annotation, cellular component: intermediate filament. Lineage: Eukaryota; Metazoa; Chordata; Aves; Trogoniformes; Trogonidae. The transcript has a single exon. Gene Ontology annotation, molecular function: structural constituent of cytoskeleton. Bases 1 to 528 code for a protein of 175 amino acids.
AUGUUGAACAACGUUAGCUCUGAGUGCUUGCCCUCCUGUGAGGUGACAUGCACGCAGCCGUGUGCCUACAGCAGAAACCUUGAGCCCUGCGUCACCUCGUGUGGGGACUCCAGAGCCAUCGUGUAUGCCCCACCAGUCGUCCUCACCUUCCCAGGCCCAACUCUCAGCAGCUGCCCUCAGGAGAGCAUUGUGGGAACAUCAUUUCCCCAGAUGUAUGAUGCUUUGACCCCAUACAGCUCUGAUGAGUCCUAUGGGAUGGGGGGCUCCUUUGGUUCUGUGGGCAUGGCAGGGCCGGGAGGCUCCUUUGGGUAUGGAGGCUCCCCUGCAUAUGGAGGCUUCUCAGGAAUUGGGGGCUCCUAUGGAUCUGGGGGGUCCUUUGGGUAUGGAGGUAUGGUGGGGAUAGGGAGUUCCUUUAGAUCUGGGAGCUCCUUUGGGUAUGGAGGCUCCUCAGGGCUGGGGAGCUGUUAUACCAGGAGGUUCUACAGCAGCAGCCGUGGCUCUCGCCUUGGAAACCGAAGCUCAUUUUAA